CUUCAACACCGCCGCCACUGAGCCGGAUGACAACACUGCCGCCACUGAGCCGGAUGACUACACCUCCACUGAUCUGCUCGACUAUAACUCCACUGAUUAUCAGGACCAUGACUAUGAGUACUACUACUACUACUACACGUACGACUACUACGAUUACGUUUAUAACUACAAUAGUGAGUCUUCCAGUCCGGCAAAGAAUCUCACAUGUUCGACGGCCACCGCCGUGAGCAUCUGCACCCCCACCGAUGACGAGGACAACCCGCAGGCCUGCUUCUGUGCGGUGAAGACAACGGGUCUGCCGCGCACGCUGCGUGCCUACAUGGACCCGCAUGACCCCCUGAACAGCACCGCCGUCAUGGAGCUCAUCCGCCUGUGGCCCGACUACAUCCAGAAAGUGACCCUGGAUGAGAUGCAGGGCGGGCUAGACUACCUGCUCACAGCUGGCAGGGGAAUGGUGGGCAAGUUUGCCAAGCAGCUGAUUUUGACCAUCCAUGCAUACGACCGCCGCAACCCGCGCAGCAGCGUCCUGUUCUACCUGAAG
Messenger RNA from Astrephomene gubernaculifera, 541 nucleotides. NCBI's taxonomy places the organism in Eukaryota, Viridiplantae, Chlorophyta, Chlorophyceae, Chlamydomonadales, Astrephomenaceae. The record is from the annotation of a GenBank genome assembly.